This is a messenger RNA of Vicugna pacos (alpaca), 233 nucleotides long. Its product is annotated as COP9 signalosome complex subunit 9. The record is from RefSeq and is a predicted model, not a curated record. Lineage: Eukaryota; Metazoa; Chordata; Mammalia; Artiodactyla; Camelidae.
AUGAAGCUAGCAAAAGAAAUUAAUGAAGAGCAUGCCAAGAUAUCUGACGCCCACCUGCCAGCAGUGGACGAGAUGUUCCCAGAGGGCACCAGGCCCUAUGUGGACCUGGACAAGGCAGGAGGCAGCACCAGGUUCCUGAUGGAUUUGACAGCCAAUGAAAAGGCAGUUCAUGCCGACUUUUGUAAUGAUUUUGAUGACGAUGACAUCGAGUGACAUGUGUCCGGCUGUGCAUC